AGUAUUUAUUUAUUUUAAUUAUCCCCUAUAUUCGUUACAAAAUAUUCCGUCUAAUUUUCUCUACUAAGUCACUCUCCACAAAUGAAAAAAAAUAAGAAAUUCUCUAAAGUAAAAAUCUUCCAAAUGUCAAGUUGAUUCUUGUCGAAGCUAAAGAGUUCCAAUCUUUCCCACCCUCCAUCUCCAAAAUUUUCCAUCUCUUCGUUACAUAUUUUAGUCCCCGUGGAUAGAACAUUGCUGUUGAGAGGUGUCAGUAUCUCGCUGUAUAAAAAAAUAUAAAUAUAUAUUUUAACUCAAAAAUUGAUUUUUCCGGUGGAGUUUUCUUCCCGGAGUUGGCAUGGGAACCACUGCCACGAUGGACGAAUGGCCGCCGGAAGGGCAAUUUCCAUUUGAUCUUUUCAUAUCUAAGAAAUAUAAGUCUUUUUGGGCUGCUGGAAAUAUACAAUUCACCGAUGCUGUUGGCAAUUUGCUCUUCAGAGUUGACCGUCGUCAAUCGAAUAAUUCAUCAGCUCAGAAACUAAUUCUUGAUGCAUCGGAUAAUACCUUAAUUCGAUUAGUUCGAUUAGUCAAAGGACCAUGGCAAGGCUUUAUGGUAAGUGAUAAUGAAGAGAAGAAGUUGAUGUUCAGUGUACAUAGGACGCAAAAUACAUUUACCAAACUAGAGUUUGACAUAUUCCUUGGUGAUGGACAUGGUGAAGGCGCAGAGGCUGAUCUUAAGAUGAAAGGUUCCGCCUUCAAGAGAUCCUGCACCAUCUACAAAGGCAAUUCCAUAGUAGCUGAGACUAGUCUUAUGUACACACUUGGAUUCAGGAAGCAUUUCAUUCCGAGGAACAGAUUUCGAGUAACCAUAUUCCCCGGUUUUGCCGAGCUAAGUCUGGUCGUGGCUUUGGUUGCAAUCUUUUUUGACAAACGAAAAUUUUGGAUAUGAUAAAAGGAUCAAAAUUGUCAUCAUUUUAUGGUCAAUUCAAUGUGUCGUCGUUUCUUUUUUAUUUCAAUGUUGAAAAUUUCAUAUGACAAUGUUUCAAUUGUAUCUUUCCUACAUAAUAUUUCAUAAGAUGAGCAAACAAUUUGCUCGGAUUUUAACAA
Messenger RNA from Capsicum annuum, 1083 nucleotides. RefSeq names its product protein LURP-one-related 7. The record is from RefSeq and is a predicted model, not a curated record. The coding region runs from base 335 to 925 and encodes 196 amino acids. The transcript has 3 exons. NCBI's taxonomy places the organism in Eukaryota, Viridiplantae, Streptophyta, Magnoliopsida, Solanales, Solanaceae.